UACAAUGUAGUUAGAGCUAUGGCCUAUAGCCCGUGACUUUCACAAGUCCCGCGAACAAGCUCAGCUAUAGUUGUGCGCGCGCUCCCGUUAGAUAUUGUGUAUUGAUGUGCAGGGAGGUGGGCUACAGAAUCUCAUGCGUUAGGAUCUAAUUCUGGACGUCUCGCCCCUCUUUUUUGCCUUUACUCCGACUCUAAUCUUGCAACAUUAUAGCCAGAAGAGCACACUAAGCACACACAACAACGCCUUCCCGUCAUGGUUAUCGAAUGUCUAGUCUUGGGCGCGGGGCAAGAGGUGGGGAAGAGCUGCGUGGUUGUGACGAUAAAUGGGAAGAGAAUAAUGUUUGACUGCGGAAUGCACAUGGGCUAUCUUGACCACCGCAGAUACCCUGACUUUUCUUUGAUUUCUAAGUCUCAUGACUUUACCCGUUCCCUCUCGUGUAUAAUCAUCACACACUUCCACCUGGACCACAUUGGAGCACUUCCAUAUUUUACUCAAGUUUGUGGCUACAAUGGCCCCAUUUACAUGACGUAUCCAACAAAAGCCUUGGCUCCGCUGAUGCUUGAGGAUUACCGAAAAGUGAUGGUUGACAGAAGAGGGGAGGAAGAGCAGUUUAGUUCGGAGCAUAUCGUUGAAUGUAUGAAGAAAGUCACUGCAGUGGAUCUGAAGCAGACUAUACAGGUUGAUGAAGACCUCCAGAUCCGUGCAUACUAUGCAGGGCAUGUUCUGGGGGCUGCAAUGUUUUAUGCCAAAGUUGGAGAUGCUGCCAUAGUGUAUACAGGGGAUUACAAUAUGACACCUGAUAGACAUCUUGGAGCAGCUCAAAUUGAUCGACUGCAGCUGGAUCUCGUUAUAACGGAGUCAACCUAUGCUACAACAUACCGUGAUUCAAAAUAUGUUCGAGAGAGGGAAUUUCUGAAAGCAGUUCACAAAUGUGUUGCUAGUGGAGGGAAGGUUCUGAUUCCUACAUUUGCUUUGGGGAGGGCUCAGGAACUCUGUAUGCUGUUAGAUGACUAUUGGGAGAGGAUGAAUCUUAAAGUUCCUAUAUAUUUCUCAGCAGGUUUGACCAUACAAGCAAAUAUGUAUUAUAAAGUUCUCAUCAACUGGACCAGCCAAAAGGUCAAAGAUACUUAUGCCACACGUAAUGCAUUUGACUUCAAAAAUGUCCUCAGUUUUGAUCGUUCCUUGAUAAACGCUCCUGGAGCUUGCGUUCUUUUUGCUACUCCAGGAAUGAUUAGUGGUGGUUUCUCACUUGAAGUUUUUAAGCAGUGGGCUCCAUGUGAAAAGAAUCUUGUCACACUGCCAGGAUACUGUGUGGCUGGAACUGUAGGACACAAACUGAUGUCGGCCAAGAUACCAACCCAAAUUAGGCUCGAUGAAGAUGUCCAAAUUAAUGUGCGAUGCCAGAUUCAUCAGUUAUCUUUCAGUCCCCAUACUGAUGCCAAAGGAAUCAUGGAUCUCGUGAAGUUCCUAUCCCCUAAGCAUGUUAUUCUUGUACAUGGUGAAAAGCCUAAAAUGGUUACACUCAAAGAAAAAAUUCAGUCCGAACUGGGAAUUCAAUGUUAUCUUCCUGCCAAUAGUGAAUCUUUGUGCAUCCCGACAACUCAUCACAUAAAAGCUGGUGCCUCUGAUGCAUUUGUCCGGAGCUGUUUGAGCCCAAACUUCAAGUUUUUGAAAACUAACUCAGCUGAAUUGGAUGAUUCCCACAAGAGAACAAUGCCUCUGUUGCAGGUUUAUGAUGACAGAGUAUCUGAAGGGAUACUAACCCUGCAGAAGAACCAGAGCCCAAAAGUUGUGAAUCAAAAUGAAUUUAUGGAAGCGUUAGGAGUAGAAAAACACGAAGUGAAGCUUGCUCAUUGUUUCCGAGUAUAUAUUCCCGAUUCAGAAAGUGGAGAUGCAUCAGAUUGUUUGCCUUCGACGUCCCGCAAAGGCUCAUUGCUGCACUUGAUAUCUGAAAAACUUUGCAGAGAACUCCCCGAUUUUGAUGUUCAGGACUGCCAAGAACAUAUUCAGAUUCAGUCGGUCGUUGUCUCUUUUUGUUCAAAUGAAAAAUGCCCUCACAGAACUGGUGUUAGUUUGCAGAGUGUAGAUAAAAAGGAGGUUCAUUUUUGCUGCAGCUGGUCAGUAGCAGAUGACGCGCUUGCUUGGAGAAUUGUUGCAAGCAUAAAGAAUUUGGAGUUGGACACUUAAAGCUAUAUGCAAACAAAGUGCUAAUCGUUGGUUGAUUCCGCUGGGAAAUCUCUAAGCCAUUCUCCUGCUUUUUUAACAUGAGGGAUAACAAAACGAUCAAGAUGUUCAGGUGAUCUUUUCGGCCACGAGUACACCAGUUAGCAUAGUUUUGAAAUUCGGAACUGUGAGCACUGUGCCAAACCCUCAACUGGAUUUGCACACCUUGGGUUAGGAGAUGCAGAGUCUCCAAUGCCUUGCGCAGAACUCAGACGAACUUAAAAGGAUUCCAUAUCUAUAUUCGAGUUAUGUUUAGAUUUCUUGAAUGUUUGUUGAUUAGAUUUUGAACACUGAUUGUUUCUUUUACUAGAAAUUAAUAUAUCAUACACAUCAAUUAUAUAACUGUAUUUGUACCAUUUUAUUUAUUGUAAUCAUUAUGAUUAUUAUUUCUAUUUUAGUUUAUUAUAAAAGUAUGAAG
Messenger RNA from Sesamum indicum (sesame), 2641 nucleotides. RefSeq names its product cleavage and polyadenylation specificity factor 73 kDa subunit-II (gene CPSF73-II). Gene Ontology annotation, cellular component: nucleus. Lineage: Eukaryota; Viridiplantae; Streptophyta; Magnoliopsida; Lamiales; Pedaliaceae. The record is from RefSeq and is a predicted model, not a curated record. Gene Ontology annotation, biological process: snRNA processing. Gene Ontology annotation, molecular function: RNA endonuclease activity.